Molecule: messenger RNA, 963 nt
Organism: Adineta steineri
Lineage: Eukaryota; Metazoa; Rotifera; Eurotatoria; Adinetida; Adinetidae
Source: the annotation of a GenBank genome assembly
AUGUCAGCAUCCCUUACAGAAAUUUCUAUUAAACUUACUCAAAUUGUCCUACCAAUCAUAAUAGUAGCUGGUAUUGUUGGAAAUUCUCUUAAUAUAAUUAUACUCAAUCGACCUAAUCUACGAAGUCACGCAUGUUCAAAAUAUUUCUUAGCUCUUGCCUCGAGCAAUCUUAUCUAUUUAAUUUUUGUUAUUAACUAUUUCUUAUCGAAUGGAUUUAAUAUCAAUGGGCAAAUGGUGUCCAAUGUAUCAUGUAAAAUUAUCCAAUAUAUAGUAAGUGUAUGUCCAUUUAUCUCUUCAUAUUCUAUAAUCUUAGCAUCUAUUGAUCGUUUUUGUGCAAGUUCAACCAGUACUAUAUUACGAAGAUUUAGUAGCAUAGUUGUUGCCAAAUAUUUCAUUUUGAUUGUUAUUAUUUAUUCAAUAUUAUGGUAUAUUAAUAUUCUUGUAUUAUAUGAAGUAUAUGAUGAUGGAUAUGGAUGCACUAUUCGAUCUAAAUCAAUUUUUAAUCAAGGUCUUCUCUUGAUCCAAGCUCUAUUAUUUGCGGCUGUUCCUCCAAUCUUGAUGCUUAUAUUUGGUUUCCUGACAAUAUAUAAUACAACUCGAUCGCGAGUUCUACAACAAGUAACAAGAAGUUAUCGCCGCACAGAAGGUCAACUAAUUCGAAUGCUUUUCCUUCAAGUUAUUCUUUAUAUUCUACUAAAUACACCAUUAUGUGUUUUAUAUCUACUGUUAAUAAUUCCAUCAGAUUUUAUCCCAACAUCGGAGUUUUUCUUUGGCUUUUCAAUUACUCAAAUUUUGUUUUAUUUAUCAUAUACUACACCAUUUUUCCUUUAUAUUCUUUCAGCUCGAGUUUAUCGAGAAGAACUAAUUCACUUGGUUUCAAAAAUCUGUCAUUUUCGACAAAGAGCACGAAUUCAACCAAUGUCAAUGACAAAUCAUCUUAAUAGAAUAAUAGCACGUAACUGA